This is a messenger RNA of Prunus armeniaca (apricot), 207 nucleotides long. Lineage: Eukaryota; Viridiplantae; Streptophyta; Magnoliopsida; Rosales; Rosaceae. The record is from the annotation of a GenBank genome assembly.
AUGACGAUGCUUCUUUCCCCUGCUCACGGCGGACAGCCCGGGGUAAUGGAGGUACCCUGGCCGUCGCCUUGUUCCGAUGGCUUCCUUUUCAUCCAGUCACAUAAACACGAAGCAGAGCCGUUUCCGACCCCUCCUCCUAUUUGCCCGAAUUUACGAAGCCGUCUUCGUGUGACCCCCCCGCUCCCCAGUCAUAGCAAAAUCGUAUAG